AUGGAGAGCGUGCGCCUGGUCCAGUACACGUACCUACAGCAGAGAUACGUGGUCGUCCACUUCUUGGAGGAGGACUGUGCCUUUAAGGAGGAGAUCAGCUACUCCGGCUACAACGUGUAUUGGUCCCCAACGCACCAGCGCCCUGUGACCCUGAGCAGCGCCAAGCAGAGACCCCAGGUGUGGCCUUCCUACUUCCUGCCGCUGCUGCCCCAGGCCGAGGACAAGGACCCCCUGGAGCCCGAGCCCGCGCUGCCCCUGGAGCCGGACAGCAUGGAUCCCUUUGGGAUGGCGAGUGAACUCGGCCUGAUCAAGAGUCCCAGCUUCCAGAAGUGA
Messenger RNA from Dipodomys ordii (Ord's kangaroo rat), 333 nucleotides. It is a transcript of the gene Fgf19, whose product is annotated as fibroblast growth factor 19. The coding region runs from base 1 to 333 and encodes 110 amino acids. Lineage: Eukaryota; Metazoa; Chordata; Mammalia; Rodentia; Heteromyidae. The transcript has 2 exons. The record is from RefSeq and is a predicted model, not a curated record.